GCUGAAUUCAGACAAGAUGAAGUUCGUCGUUCUUGCCACUUUGCUUACCUAUUCCUGGGCUGCCCAAGCUGCCCCCCAUCCACCGAUUUUGCCUCGUCUGCCAAUAAAAGACAUCGUGAGCGGUCAUCAACUGAAGUUGUCCGAAAAGAUCAUCGGGGGAGUGGAGGUUGUUCCUAAUUCGCUACCUUUUCAGGUCUCGAUACAGAGAGGAAGCGCCGGCGUUUAUACGCAAUCAUGCGGUGGGUCCAUUCUAAACGAAACCACAGUUCUCACCGCCGCUCACUGCGUGGAUGGAGCCAUCGUAAGAGCCCUACGAGUUGUGGCCGGCGAGCACAGUUUGAACAAUGUAAGCGGCCUGGAACAAAACAGGGAUGUUGCCUUCUAUUCGAUGCAUCCUCGCUACACGCCUAGUACAUGGGAAGACGAUAUCGCUCUCAUUGUGUUGACAGAACCAUUUGACCUGAGCGUACCUUCUGCCAAGACAAUUAACCUACCACCGCCUACUUCCGAAUACGAUGCUCCUGCGGGAACCGUCUUCACUGUUUCCGGAUGGGGAACCACAAGAUACAGUGGCAUUUUGGUCUCUGACGUUCUCCUGAGUGUAGAUGUCCCGGUAGUUGCUGAUGUGGACUGCGACAUUUAUUAUGGAGGAACUAACGAAAAGCCAAAAGUUUAUUCGUCCAUGCUUUGCGCUGGAAACACCACCGACGGUGGCAUCGAUGCAUGCCAAGGUGACUCUGGAGGUCCGUUGUUCUCGGGCAGUGGUGAAACAGCUGUCCAGCACGGCAUCGUUUCAUGGGGAAAGAGUUGCGCUGAACCACAGUGGCCGGGCGUGUACACCCAGGUCUCGUACUUUGUCGAAUGGAUCGCCCUUGCCAUCCAAGAUGAAGUGCUUACUUUUAGCCACUCUGUUAGUCUAUGCUUGGGGUAUGUUAAAUUACUACCGUCGUUACUAGAAAAAUCCGCCCCUCAGCAGCGCGCGGUUUUGCCCCGCUUGCCCUUAAACAUCAUUUUAAAUAAGCGGUUCCAAAAUGCAAUCUCGUCCGAUAGGAUUCUCAGCGGAAGUGAGGUUGUCCCGAACUCGUUGCCCUUCCAGGUCUCGCUGCAACGACGAGGACUGAAUGGUGCCUAUGUGCAAGUAGGUGGUGGAUCCAUCCUCGACGAUUCUACUAUUCUGCAUGCUGCUCACGGUGUUGUCGGAAUAAUGAGCUUGGUUGAAUACCGCAUUGUCGCUGGCGAGCAUAGUCUGUCCGUUGAUAGCGGUCUCGAACAAAUCCGUGCGGUUUCAUCCAUUGUCACACAUCCAAAUUUCGAUGACAUCACCUAUGAGGAUGACAUUUCUCUUAUUUUCCUAACAGAGCCGCUGGACCUGAGCGUUCCCUCUGCCAAACCGAUCGCUUUGCCAGGCCCAACGGCCGAGUUUGACCCUCCUGCUGGAUUUCGAGUCAACGUUUCUGGAUGGGGAACCACAACCUCGGACGGAGAUAUUUCAGACGUCCUCCGCAGCGUGGAAGUUCCUGUUAUCCCCGAUUUUGAUUGUGAUGCCGCAUAUGGAGGUGACGGUAUAUACAUAGCCGUUUUUCCGUCCAUGGUGUGCGCCGGAGAUACCGUCACGAGUCGCAUUCCGUAUUGCCAAGGAGAUUCUGGAGGGCCACUCUUCACCGGAACCGGUGAGACGGCUGUCCAACACGGAAUCGUUUCAUGGGGACAGUCUUGUACUUACUCACAAUUCCCUGGUGUGUACACCCAAGUGUCAUACUACCUGGACUGGAUCGCCGCUAACAGACGCUAAAGAAUAGAGAGCUUUUCAAUUUAAAAUCUCUUCUGAAUACAAUGUCUUAUGAAUAA
Daphnia pulicaria is the source of this 1848-nucleotide messenger RNA. Its product is annotated as transmembrane protease serine 9-like. Gene Ontology annotation, biological process: proteolysis. The record is from RefSeq and is a predicted model, not a curated record. The transcript is spliced from 14 exons. Gene Ontology annotation, molecular function: serine-type endopeptidase activity. NCBI's taxonomy places the organism in Eukaryota, Metazoa, Arthropoda, Branchiopoda, Diplostraca, Daphniidae. The coding region runs from base 17 to 1792 and encodes 591 amino acids.